ACACUCUCUCUCCCUCCCUCCCUCUCUAUCACUCACUCGAUCUCUCUAGAUCCACAUUGCCCCUCUUGAGACAACCAUUGCAAUCAUUCCUUCAUCACGAUGUCACUCUUCAGAAGGAAGGAGAAGGAUAAUGACGCAGACUCGUUCCGAGGGAGUUUCUCGCUCCCUGCAAGCAGGUCCGAGUGGGUCCGGCUUGCGACACAGUCUCGUCUUAUAGGAAAGUCUCUCCACGAUCUUGUGAAGCUUGGUUCUGGUUCCAAAAAGUUCUCUCACAUCCUCAAUGACAAGGCCAAGUACCACCUGAAUGAAGUUUGGGAUGAUGCUGAGCAACUUGUGGCGAAGUCGGUCGAGAUUCAGAACUAUUUCUCAUUGGUCGGUAAUCCGGAUGGACUGGAUGCCGUGGCUGAGGGUCAGCCGGGCUGGCCAGGAUCAUGGGCCUUAGUUUUAAAUUGGCAGAAGAGAUGUGUGGACAUCGCAAGAAAGGCCGACGCCGUUGAUCAGUUCUCGCCCUCAGCAAACACGCGCUCCCAGAUGAAGAGAAAACGCGAUGAACCAGAAUCGAAGCUCAAGGUCGAACCCGACGAUUGGGAGCCUCCGAAUGACGAGGCAGUCACAAACGUCGCUCUUAUCACGUUUCUUGAUGCGGUGUCAACUUUGAUUCCACAAGCAAAUUUCGAAGUCACCAUUGUCCGCGUCGCCUUCGAGGCGACUUUCAAGACGUGUUCAUACAAGGCCUUAACCGACGGAGGCAUCUGGAUCAAGAAUGACAUCGAUGAUGUGCGCGCGAUCGCAGAGGUCAAGAAGGGGCUGCGGAUGGAUAAUUCAGAUAGGAUCAGAAUGCAAGAGACAGCAGAAAUUAUCGGCUGGCUCAAGUCUGCCAAGCCGUGGAAUGAUGUCUUUGGUGGAUACCGUUUGCUAACUUUCAAGUAA
Messenger RNA from Aspergillus uvarum CBS 121591, 930 nucleotides. RefSeq lists its product as uncharacterized. The coding region runs from base 100 to 930 and encodes 276 amino acids. The record is from RefSeq and is a predicted model, not a curated record. The transcript is spliced from 4 exons. NCBI's taxonomy places the organism in Eukaryota, Fungi, Ascomycota, Eurotiomycetes, Eurotiales, Aspergillaceae.